UUGCAGUGAUGCAGCUAGGGGUGGACUUAGACAUUUGGGAAGAAACAGAGAGAGGUGGCCGGAUGCGAGAUGGUUGUGAGUGGCGGUUUCUAUUUUUUGUGAACAAAAACGAUCACCAGGUGAAUGAAAUCUGCGAAUCUGUUAUUUCUUUGGAACAAGCGUCUUGUAGGUUUUGGCUUUUUUUUUUUUUUUUUUCCUUAAGAAAGACUAAACUUGCCUCAGCAAUUCUGGCAAGAAGAGAGGCAGCCGGAAAGCUAAAGGAUGAGCAGUCUGUGUGUGUUCCUGGAGAAGAGGCAAUCAGAGAGGGGGACAGAAACAAGCAAAGACAGGAAUUACUUGUCACAGGACGCUACAGACGCUCAGAUGUGUGGCCCUGGGCUCACUGCUCUCUGCUUCAGCGUCCUUAUCUAACGACUCGGUCCUUGGGAAUUAUUCUCUGCUGUGCUCUGGGCAUUCUCUGUGGGUCAAGUGCUGAAGUGGACAGCUGCGCGGCGAUGGGAGACGAGAGGGGCAUGACACGGACACUGCUGGAAUGCAGUCUCAGUGACAAGCUGUGUAUUGUCCGGGAGCAGCAGUAUGAAAUCAUCAUCAUCCCAACCCUCCUGGUUGGCAUCUUCCUCAUCCUCCUUGGGGUCAUCCUGUGGCUUUUUAUCAGAGAACAAAGAGCCCAACAACAGCCUCCUGGACGCCGAGGCAUUGCCCAUGUGCCAUCUUCUAGAGGUGUAAGCCAGGAAGCAGCAGGACAUGGAGGAAGUGUGUUUGUACCACUUAAGGAGACAUCGGUGGAAAGCCUUCUACAAACUUCCACACGUGCCCUGGCUAAGCUGCAGGUGCCCCGGGAGCAACUCUCUGAAAACCCGGAGCAAAUCCACAAUGGUAGUUAUGGGGCCAUCUAUCGGACCAAGAUAUAUACUGGGGACCCUGCUAAGGCCAAGAGUGUUGUCCUCAAGGCUUUAAAAGAGCCAGCCGGGCUCCAAGACGUGCAGGAUUUCUUAGGCCGAAUCCAAUUCUAUCAGUACCUGGGGAAGCACAAGAACCUGGUACAGCUGGAAGGCUGCUGCACAGAAAAGCUGCCGCUCUACAUGGUGCUGGAGGACGUGGCCCCAGGGGACCUGCUCAGCUUUCUCUGGACCUGUCGCCGGGACGUGAUGACCAUGGAUGGCCUUCUCUAUGACCUCACAGAAAAACAAAUAUAUCACAUUGGGAAGCAGGUUCUCUUGGCUUUGGAAUUUCUCCAGGAGAAGCAUCUGUUCCAUGGGGAUGUGGCAGCCAGGAACGUCCUGAUCCAGUGCGAUCUCACCGCUAAGCUCUGUGGCCUGGGCCUGGCUUAUGAAAUCCACUCCCGAGGGGCCAUCUCCUCUACUGGCUCGGUACCUCUCAAGUGGCUUGCCCCGGAGCGGCUUCUGCUGAGAGCAGCCGGCAUCAAGGGAGACGUCUGGUCCUUUGGGCUCCUGCUCUAUGAGAUGGUGACUCUAGGGGCGCCUCCAUACCCCGAAGUCCCUCCUACCAGCAUCCUGCCAUAUCUCCAAAGAGGGAAGAUAAUGAAGAGACCUAGUAGCUGCACACACACCAUGUAUGGUAUCAUGAAGUCCUGCUGGCGUUGGAGCGAGGACAGCCGCCCGUCACUUGAAGAGCUACGCUCACGCCUGGAAACUGCCGCUCGGACAGCAAAUGACAAGGCUGUGCUGCAAGUACCAGAGCUGGUGGUGCCGGAACUGUAUGCAGCCGUGGCUGGCAUCAGCGUGGAGAGUCUCUCCUACACCUACAGCAUCCUCUGAUGAUCCUGCGGCAACACACAUUUCUGGGCGAUCAGAAACUCUUGGAACCAAUUCCUCCAAGAACAGAGAAUAGACUUUCUAGUGGGACAUAAAGGGAGAAAUGGACAUGGAUCCUGGAUUUUCUCCCACAUAUUUCCCUAGAAACCUGAAAUGAUGGUAGAUAAGGCUGCACACGCCGUAGAAUCCUUGAGACUGAGAAAUAUAAUUUCAUUUCUCUGUUAAAUUUCUGCUGUUCAGGUCUGAAGACACAGGGCAGAUGGGGUGGACUGUGUCAUUGCAAGGGAGGUUUUAGAAAUCUGCAGUGUUUGUCUUAGCAUGGCACAGAUAAUCCUCCCGCCACAGGCUGGUUUCCUCCUGAAACGUGCUUCUAUCUAGGCAAUUAUAAGGUCCAGAACAUUGGAAUCAUAUGAGGGAACAGAAAGCCGAUAAAGAAGUUGAUGAGAAGAAAAAUGUAGGUUCUGUUUGCUCAGGAGUAUAGAUGUGGACCAAGGGCAUCCGUUAGAGAGAAGAUGGAGGAACGACAAGUCUUCAGUCUCAUUCCCCCAUGCAGGGCUGGAGGAGACCCAUGAAGGAAGCUCCGAGUCUCCCCUGGGGUACAGAUAGGAGAAAUAUGAUCCCCUUUGAUCUAAUUCUGAUACAGGUAAACACUGUUGGUACUUCUUUUAACCAGAAGCUGGAGGAAUCAUUUCAUGAUUAAGAACAUUCAACAUGUUCUUAAUGUUCAUCAGGCUGGCUUCCUGGUCCAUGAGACAAGGGAGAUUGAGCCCAAAGAGACAGGUCGGUGAUGAAUAUACUGUGUAUGUAUUUAAUAUGGGAAAUAUGGAAACCAAGCAAGAGUGCUUAGGAGAUCAGACUGUCUUUAACAAGGGCUAGGAAAGGAUGUAAUCUGAGAUGGAAGGACGGUAGCUUCCUUCCGAUGAUGUACUGUGAACCUUGUUUCAUUAAAUUAGUAUUUAUUAAGUGAAAAUAAGCUUUUCUGGUUAUACAGUUGCCAAAAUCUCUACAAUAUGGAAGACAAAAGUAAACAAAUGGAAAUUAAUGUCAAUAGAAAAAUUCAAGAGGCAAUCUACAUUGUCAGAAAAGGGAUUCCUCACGUGUUCUGCAGGGGUAACACCCCCCUCACAAGGUUGUUGUGAGGACUGAAUGAGAGUAUGCAUUUGUACAGUAUCUGGUAUAUAUUGUGUGCUCAAUAAAUGUUAAUCUCCUUACUGCCCCUCUUCCUAUCCUAGAAUUUUUCAUAUCUUUUUCGUUUAACAUCGACUGUGGCCAAGAAGAGAACCCGGGUCUGUCAGUCACACUACAAAGCGGGACACGCUUAAAGAUGAGUGUGGUACAAAUGCCACGUGACUAAAACGAUGACGGCAUUAUUUUCGUGUGAGGUCUGGAUGAUGAGUCACCUCCUACUACACCAAAACACUGAAAGUAUGAUGAUGAUGACAAUUCAGUUGAACAUGUGACCUGUGAUUUUAAAGAAUGCUUUAGAUACUCUAGAAGUGACGCCUAAGGCUGCUGUGGGAAAGAUGACUGGCAGCUGAAAAGUUUGCAGAAGUUAGAAUCCUGAUGGAGUCAUGAUGAGUCAGCCAACUGAAUAAUGAUUCUUGCACCUGUAGCAAUACCACAGCGACUAGUCAGGAUCUGAACGGGUGGUGAGUAGCAGCAGAGAGAAGGGGGGUCGAGUGGCUCGGCACAAAACGAUAAAGUCCUAUGGAAUCUCGCGGUUGCUUUUCAGCUGUUCACUUAAGUCAAAUUUUCAAAAUAUUUAUUUAUUCAUUCAACUGUUUUCAAAGAAUUGAGUGUUAAGGCCAACUGUGCCAGACACUGUGCUAGGUGUUGGAUAAGAGAACAGCUCUGGAUUACAGUCUGGACUACAGAGCUUUGGAUUUACAGUUUCUUCAGAUAAAAGAAACAGAGAGCUUUGGAUUACGAGAGACGUUAUAUACGUAUUUGGAUGGGUACGUGUUAACUACAGAUUGUGGUGAGUCCUCUGAAGAGAAAGUAUAGGACAGUAGAAGGGAGCAUCAGGUGGGGACCUCCCUGAAGAAGUGGUAUUUAAACUGAGCCCUUAGGGAUGGGUAAAUAAGCCUGCCCGUAAGAAGAGCUUUCCAGAAGGACUGUGUAUAUGAAAACUCAGAGGCAAGAAAAAAA
Messenger RNA from Camelus dromedarius (Arabian camel), 3923 nucleotides. It is a transcript of the gene STYK1, whose product is annotated as serine/threonine/tyrosine kinase 1. The transcript has 10 exons. Lineage: Eukaryota; Metazoa; Chordata; Mammalia; Artiodactyla; Camelidae. The coding region runs from base 9 to 1778 and encodes 589 amino acids. Gene Ontology annotation, molecular function: transmembrane receptor protein tyrosine kinase activity; ATP binding. The record is from RefSeq and is a predicted model, not a curated record. Gene Ontology annotation, cellular component: signaling receptor complex; plasma membrane. Gene Ontology annotation, biological process: positive regulation of kinase activity; protein phosphorylation; cell surface receptor protein tyrosine kinase signaling pathway.